CUCCGCCCCCGGCCUGCGCGGCGCCCGCCGCUCCUCCGCCGCUUCCCCGCUCCGCUCGGGGCCCGCGGCCCUUCCCGGCGGCCCGGCCUGCGGCGGGGGCGGGGACGCCCCGGGCAUCCCGCAGGAAACCCUCCUCACAUGAGUGUUGGUGAAAAUGGGGGAUACAAGGGAUAUCUGUCCUCACCUGGAUUCCAUAGGAGAGGUGACCAGGGAUGAUCUGCUGCUCAAAUCCAAGGGAACUUGCCAGUCUUGUGGAGCUGCGGGACCAAACCUCUGGGCUUGUCUUCAGAUUGGUUGUCCUUAUGUUGGUUGUGGGGAGUCCUUUGCUGACCACAGCACACUUCAUGCACAGGCCAAGAAGCACAACCUGACGGUGAACCUGACCACGUUCCGUGUGUGGUGCUAUGCCUGUGAGAAGGAGGUGUUCCUGGAGCAGCGCCUGGCAGCCCAGCCACCCUCACCCCCCAGCAAGUUCCCUGAGCCGGAUUCUCCUUUGCCUGCUCACCCUCUGAAAGCUGUUCCCAUUGCAGUGGCUGAUGAAGGUGAAUCUGAAUCAGAGGAUGAUGACUUGAAACCAAGAGGCCUUACUGGAAUGAAAAAUCUUGGGAACUCCUGCUACAUGAAUGCAGCACUUCAGGCUCUCUCAAACUGCCCACCUCUCACACAGUUUUUCCUGGAAUGUGGUGGACUGGUCCGGACGGAUAAGAAACCUGCCCUGUGCAAAAGCUACCAGAAGUUGGUGUCUGAGGUUUGGCACAAGAAACGCCCAAGUUAUGUUGUUCCAAGCAGUCUAUCCCAUGGAAUCAAGCUCGUGAAUCCCAUGUUCCGAGGCUAUGCACAGCAGGACACCCAGGAGUUCCUGAGAUGCCUGAUGGAUCAGCUCCACGAAGAACUGAAGGAACCUGUUGUUGCAGAGACGAGGGACUUGGACACCAGUGACCAGGAGGACAAGCGGGAGGGCGACCGAAGCCCUUCAGAGGAUGAGUUCCUCUCCUGUGACUCCAGCAGUGACAGGGGUGAAGGAGAGGGCCAGAGUCGGACCUCGGGGAGCAUGGGCAGCAGCUCCCUGGCAGAGACAGAGCUGCUGAUCCAGGAUGAAGCAGGGAGAGGGAUCUCAGAAAAAGAGAGGAUGAAGGACAGAAAGUUUUCCUGUGGCCAUCGGCGCAGCAACUCAGAGCAGGUGGAUGAGGAUGCAGAUGUUGAUACUACGAUGAUGCCAGUCGAUGGCAGAGCCUCACCUGAGAUGCUGCCAGCUCCCUGUCCUGCCAGCCCAUGUAGGACACCAGAACCUGACAACGAUGCCUAUGUGCGCUGCUCCUCACGCCCUUGCAGCCCAGUCCAUCAUGAAAUGCACUCCAAGCUCUCCAGCAGUCCUCCCCGCUCCAGUCCUGCCAGGCUUGGACCUUCCUACAUACUCAAGAAAGCCCAGAUGCAAGCUUCUGGGAAAAAGAAGAAAGAGCUCCGUUACCGCAGUGUGAUUUCCGACAUCUUCGACGGCUCCAUCCUCAGCCUGGUGCAGUGCCUCACCUGCGACAGAGUUUCUACAACAGUGGAGACGUUCCAGGACCUGUCACUCCCAAUCCCAGGGAAAGAAGACUUGGCCAAGCUGCACUCUGCCAUCUACCAAAAUGUGCCAGCCAAGACAGGGGCAUGUGGGGACACCUAUGCCUCACAAGGCUGGAUUGCUUUCAUCAUGGAGUAUAUCCGGAGAUUUGUGGUGUCCUGUAUCCCUAGCUGGUUUUGGGGUCCCGUGGUGACACUGGAGGAUUGCCUUGCUGCCUUUUUUGCAGCAGAUGAGUUGAAGGGGGACAACAUGUACAGCUGUGAACGGUGUAAGAAGCUGAGGAAUGGAGUAAAGUACUGCAAAGUCCUCCGGCUCCCAGAGAUCCUUUGCAUCCACUUGAAACGGUUCCGGCACGAGGUGAUGUAUUCCUUCAAGAUCAACAGCCACGUCUCCUUCCCCUUGGAAGGGCUGGAUCUGCGACCCUUCCUGGCCAAGGAGUGCGUGUCCCAGAUCACCACCUACGACCUCCUGUCCGUCAUCUGUCACCACGGCACGGCUGGCAGUGGCCACUACAUUGCCUACUGCCAGAACGUGAUCAAUGGCCAGUGGUACGAGUUCGAUGACCAGUACGUCACCGAGGUUCACGAGACUGUGGUGCAGAAUGCAGAAGCCUAUGUGCUGUUCUACAGGAAAAGCAGUGAGGAGGCUGUUCGAGAGCGUCAGAAGGUCGUGUCCCUGGCCAGCAUGAAGGAGCACAGUUUGCUCCAGUUCUACAUCUCUCGAGAGUGGCUCAAUAAAUUCAACACCUUUGCUGAGCCUGGGCCCAUCACCAACCACACCUUUCUGUGCUCCCAUGGAGGGAUUCCUCCUAAUAAGUACCAUUACAUUGAUGACCUGGUUGUGAUUCUGCCCCAAAACGUGUGGGAAUAUCUCUACAACAGGUUUGGGGGUGGCCCUGCUGUGAACCAUCUGUACGUGUGCUCCAUUUGCCAAGUGGAGAUCGAAGCCCUGGCCAAGCGCAGGAGGAUCGAAAUCGACACCUUCAUCAAGCUGAACAAGGCUUUCCAGGCAGAGGAGUCUCCAAGUGUCAUCUACUGUAUCAGCAUGCAGUGGUUCCGGGAGUGGGAGGCCUUUGUCAAGGGCAAGGAUAAUGAGCCCCCUGGACCAAUUGACAACACCAAGAUUGCCCUCACGAAACCAGGUGGCCACGUGCAAGUCAAGCAGGGUGCUGACUACGGGCAGAUCUCCGAGGAGACCUGGGUUUAUUUAAGCACCCUGUAUGGAGGGGGCCCCGAGAUUGCCAUCAGACAGAACGUGGCCCAGGUGCAGGAACUGGAGAACCUCCACGGGGAGCAGAAGAUUGAAGCAGAGACACGUGCAGUGUGAUCUGUGCAGAUGGGGCAGGGCAGGGACGGCACAGCUGGAAGCAAAACCCAAAUCCACCCCACAGUCAGGAAGAAUAAUGAGGAGUAAGAGAGCAGCUCUGGGGAUUUAUAAUCUGAAUUUCUCUGUGGCUGAAGCAGCAGCCACAAGCAAAUUCAGAUUCCCACUCUCCACUGGACACAUCUGUGGGAAGCAGCAGCUCCUGGAGAGCGCUGGCUGCACCUCAAGAGCCCCAGCAAAGAGGCAUCAACUUUUCUGUUGGGGAAAAAAAGCAAUUAAUCCAUUUUUCUUUCUGUCUGGCUGAUUAAAAAGGUCCAGUGAAACUGUAUUUCUGGAAUUAAAUGUUUAUUUAAAUAUGCAGAUGACUUUGUUUCAUUGCUACAAGGUCAAUAUUCGCUUUCAAAUGGAAGCACUUUAUUUGAUUGAAUUCUGUCUCCAGAAAUGAAUGGGCAACACCAGAACCUUUUACAUUGGCAAUGAAAUCACAACACUGAGAUGCCACCGAGAUCUCGAGAUCAGUGCUCAAACACACAUACACACACAUAUACAAAUAAAAAAGUGCUCGACAUCAUCAUGUUAAAAUAGAAUUUGGCUUCUUUUAGGUCUUCUGACAUUUCAGGCAGGAAAACAAAAAACCAAAGAACAAUAUGCAUCAAACUAAAUGAGCUUCUGAAAAAUACUCAGCAUUAAACACAAAUUUGAAUAUCAGUAAAUAUGUUUCUUCUCUAUUUACAGGUGUUAAGAAAGGGCAUUAGAGACUUUUGCUGGGGAUCAUGAAAUUUCAUAGGAUGUACAGUCCACGCUGCUGGGCAAGAUUAGUAAAUCCAAGCAGAGUUUUUAUAAACCAGUCACAUAUUUCGUUCUUCAGCAUUUGCCAAAGGUAAAUUCUACAAAAAUUAUUCAUUACCCUGAAUAAUGGCAGCAGAAUAAACGUGUGCAGACUAUGA
Messenger RNA from Taeniopygia guttata (zebra finch), 3834 nucleotides. It is a transcript of the gene USP20, whose product is annotated as ubiquitin specific peptidase 20. Gene Ontology annotation, biological process: protein deubiquitination. Gene Ontology annotation, molecular function: cysteine-type deubiquitinase activity; zinc ion binding. The record is from RefSeq and is a predicted model, not a curated record. Lineage: Eukaryota; Metazoa; Chordata; Aves; Passeriformes; Estrildidae.